AUGGCUGCAGUCCCUGAGCUCUUUACCGGAUACGGAGCAAAGUCAGCGGAGAAAUGGACCAAUCUCGAGAAGUUCCAAUUCAAACCCAAAACGUUUGAAGAGUUCGAUGUUGAUAUAAAAAUCGACUUUUGCGGAAUUUGUGGCUCGGAUCUGCAUACGCUGAGCGGAGGAUGGGGCGGAACUCUCUAUCCUAGCGUCGUUGGCCACGAGAUCGUUGGCAAGGUCGCUCGUGUAGGCGCCAAAGUGACUUCUCUUAACGUCGGCGAUAUCGUUGGGGUUGGUGCCAAUGCAUGGAGCUGCGGUGACUGUCGUUACUGCAAGAAAGAUCUGGAACAAUACUGUCCAAAUCUCAUCGAAACAUACAACUUCACAUACAGCGACGGCACUCGGUCCUGGGGAGGGUAUGCAGACUACGUCCGUGUUAACGAGAGAUUUGUAUUCCCCGUCCCCAAAUCUCUUGAUCCAGCCGUCGUCGGCCCUCUUUUCUGCGCCGGUCUGACCGUCUUCUCUCCCCUAAUCCGGAACAAUGUCACCAAGGGCAGCAGAGUCGGCAUCAUUGGCAUUGGUGGACUGGGACAUUUGGCGAUUCAAUUCUCUGUUGCGCUGGGCGCAGAAGUAUCUGCAAUUUCGCAUUCGUCGCGCAAAAAGGAGGAUGCGCUGAAAAUGGGGGUUACGAAUUUCGUCACUUUGGACACUCUGCCGGAGCACAAGAGGAGCCUGGAUUUGAUUGUUUGUACCUCCUUCUCGAAGGAGAUGCCAUUGGCCGAGUAUCUUAAACUGCUGGACGUGGGUGGCACGUUGGUCUAUGUUGGUAUCCCCGAGGCUGAUCUGCCCAGCUUGCCCCCUACGUUGAUGAUUGGGACCAACGCCGCGUUGAGAGGGUCUAAUACAGGGAGUAAGAAGGAGGUUCUUCAGAUGCUGGAUCUGGUUGAAAAGCAUGAUAUUAAGCCAUGGGUGGAGCUCUUGCCAAUGAGUGAGUGUUCUGAAGCUGUGCAAAAGCAGCUGAGAGGCGAGGCGCGAUAUCGGUACGUUUUGAAGAAUGAUGGUACCUUUGACUAG
This is a messenger RNA of Talaromyces atroroseus, 1059 nucleotides long. RefSeq lists its product as hypothetical. The coding region runs from base 1 to 1059 and encodes 352 amino acids. Gene Ontology annotation, biological process: alcohol metabolic process. The transcript is spliced from 4 exons. Gene Ontology annotation, molecular function: alcohol dehydrogenase (NADP+) activity; zinc ion binding. NCBI's taxonomy places the organism in Eukaryota, Fungi, Ascomycota, Eurotiomycetes, Eurotiales, Trichocomaceae. The record is from RefSeq and is a predicted model, not a curated record.